AUGGGCAGUAUAGAAGGACUGUCGCACCUACCAGAGUCAUCCUGCCAGGUAGCUUCUUACCUACACCAGAAAAGACUGUUUCCUCCGCUCCUGGAGAGCACACGGUGGACUCAGGUGGCUCUGUCUGAUGAUCAGAGGCAGCACAGGACACCGAGCGAGUGCAUCGCUAACAACUACAGCCCACAGGCUCGACACCUGAAGAUCACACACCUGCAGCCCACACACUACUGCAAGGUGAGCACAGCAUCUGUUUCAGGGCACCAGGGAGAUCGGCAUAUGGUUAACACCACUUUCAGUCAGCCGGGCAGUGUGGGAACUUCUGCCAGGCAUGUCUUAGUGGUUCCUGGCAGGAUCCAGUGUUAUCACUUUGGAUCUGCUUCACAUGAGGCCAUUCCAGCUAUGGCUCAAUGGACUCUUUCGAAGGAUGCCUCGCUUUCGAGCUGGGGUGCGACCUUGGAUGGCCGCCCUGCCACAGAGUCUAUGGUAGGGCCCUUAUCUCUCAUGGCACAUAAAUUGCCUGUAGAUGAGGGCCGUGUUUCUAGCGUUGAAAUGCUCUCUUACACCUCAAAGGCUGCCAUGCAUUAUUGCACUCAGACAGCACUGCGGAGGUUUCCUAUAUCAAUCAACAGGGCAGUCUGCAUUCAUGCCCAAUGUUCAGAUUUCCUGUCGAGGCAUGUGCUGAGUGGCCGAGGGCCCAUCUGUAUGCCUUUCCCCAGUAGCUCUGCUCUCACAGGUCCUAGCCAGAGUGCGCCACAACUGAGUCAAACUUCUCCUAGUGGCUCCUCGUCGGCCCUCUCGAGUUUGGUUCAUGGACCUAGUCUUCCUCCUAGAUGGAACUCUCUCUUGGGUGAAGGGGCAAUCCUACCCCCCCCGCUCCAAGAUGUGGAAGCACUGGGUCUGGCCCCUGAUCAGUUCCUAGAGGCAGGCCUCUCAUCUGAUGUGAUGGAAGUCAGAUGUUCUGCUCCAUCAGAGAAGAGGGUAAAACCUACUUGCAGACUGCACAGGCAGGCAGUGACCUCAGUGAGUCACCCUUUAGCCCCUGAACAGCAGCUGGCCAUCAUGAAGGAGCAGGAGGAGCUGGAAAAGAAAUACUUGACAGAACCCACUCCCACUGAGUUAGAGAGAUAUAUGUACUACAUCAGCAGUGGGCUUCAGGAGGAUGCUGUCAACCCUCAGCCUCCUCACCACAUCACUAACAUCCUUAAGCUCCUUUCUGUCGAUUUCCACGGUAAACAGAUGCUGCAAAACCUAUUGGAGGAAGUGAAGAGCAGUUUUAAUUUUAGCAUUCGCAAAAGCAUAGUGGAUUACAUCCUGUUAGAUGAGCAGCAGAGGAAGAGGCUGUCCAUCUCCAGUGUUCCUCGUCCUGUUCCUCAGCGUGUGAUUCAGGCGCCGGUUCCCUGGACUCACUCUUACAGACAUGCUCACAGCUGGUGCACACAGAACCUUUUUACCCUCAAUCCCAUAAUGCAUCAGCUUCAGGAACUCUGGAUCAACAAUUUCUCACACCUACGUUUUGUGCAUUUGGAGGAUUUUCACUUUCAGAAUUCGCCGCUGCUGCCCUCUGAGUUUCAGCAGCUUAUAGAAACACAGUGUCAGACCAUCAGAGACUUGCUCAACAACAUGUGGUUGCCACAGUGUGCAUCACUCUUUCAUACCUAUAAGGAUGCUUGGUAUCCUCUGGUGCCACAGAGAGAGGAUGUUGUCCCAGUGAAAGCACAGAAGUUUUUCUCCUCUGUGGCUGCACUGAUGUCACUCCAGCUUCGCAGCCUGGUGAUUACAUCACUGUAUGACCUGCUGCACUUCCUGUCACUAUACCAGGAUGGUAAUGAUUUCAGGGAGUGUUAUGAUGAGCUGAGAUACACACAGCGCCCACUCCUGUUAGUCAAGAUGAUGGUAGAAGAGUCGAGUGUCACCUUUCAGCCUCCUCUGUCUCAUUGCUGGGAGCUUAUCAUGAACUCCUUCAUCCACAUCAUCUCCAGCGCUGAACACUUACCUCGGGUGGAGUGUAUCCUGUUCCCUGAGCUCCAGAGGAUGGAUUUAACACUGCGCUCGGUCAGACAUGAUGAAUUGCUUGUGACAGACGUACUAACUCAAGCCAGAGUGAUCUAUCAAAGGAACACUGUAGGACCUCAUAGAUAUUUGGAGAUUUAUAAUAAAUACAGCAACCUGCUGGAUCAGUCAGCCAGACAAGAUGUUCUCUCAUACUUGCAGGAGAAACACUCUCUACAGGGCUUUGUCAAAAAGAUUGAGGGAGUGAAUCAUGUGUGUAAUGAGAUCUCCUCUCUCCGUGUGACCGUCCCUCUGUCACUCUUCUGUCUGGAUGCUGUGAAGCUACACCAGGAUCUGUGUGACCACACAGAGAACCUGAAACAUCUGCUCAUUAACUAUGAGGUGGAGGAGAACCGAAAACUUAACCAGAGUAUUUGUCAGCAGUACCAGCAGAUUGUGAACACAGUGAUGACUGUACCAGCCAACACAGAAGAACUCGUGGAGCUCAGUAACUUCCUGAAACUCACCAGUGAUGUGACUCUACACACACUGCGGGAUGAAAUUAGCGAAGCGGCUAAACGCCUUGACUUCCUGCUGGACUACGCCAGUCUCUCUGGUGAUGACAUUAAGCUGAACAGCAGAGUGUUCCACUGGCCAGAACAGAUCCGUAUUGUGUGUGAGGUCCAUAAGGACAAACUGACCAGUCAGAGAGAUCAUGUUGAGGAGGAGCUUCACAUGAAGGUUACAGUGCUGGAACAAACACUGCAGAGUUUAUCUAAAGACAUGGAAAUGUUUAAGAAGAAAGAAAUUAUGAGUGUGGAGGAGCUGAAGAACAAUGUGGAGAAACUCAUUGAGAUCACAGCAUGCCUGGAGAAUGCCAGCACACAGCUUGAGCACAUUAAUAAGGAGGAGGUUUUGUUGGCAAAAGACCAGACUAAUUUACCCUUGGUGCAGAUCAUCAUGACCAACAAACAGCCUUAUGAUCAGCUGUGGAGCACUGCCCUGAACUUCCACAUUAACUCAGAAAUCUGGAUGAGUGGCCCUUUCAUGGAGCUGAAUGCAGAGCAGAUUUCUGAUGACCUGUCUAACAUGUACAGACAUAUGUACAGGGCUGUGAAGGUCUUCUCUGAGGUUGCAGCUCCACGCAGAGUGGCUGAGUGUUUCCGUACCAAAAUCGACAAAUUCAAGCAGCACCUACCCAUCCUGAGUACCAUCUGUAACCCUGGCAUUAAACCCCGCCACUGGGAAAGGAUCAGCAGCAUUGUGGGAUUUGAGGUAAAGCCAGACGCAGACACUUCUCUCGCAGACAUGCUGGAGCUUGGCCUGCACAAAUAUGCUGACAAGAUAGAGGAGAUCGGUGCAGCUGCCAGUAAGGAGUAUUCUCUGGAAAAGGCUUUAGACAAGAUGAAGAACGAGUGGACAGACCUCCAGUUUGCCUUCACAGAAUACAGAGACACGGGUACAAGUGUUGUAUCUGCAGUGGAUGACAUCCAGGUGUUGUUGGACGAUCACAUCAUUAAGACACAAACAAUAAAGGGUUCUCCAUUCAUCAAACACAUUGAGGAUGAGUGCAAGGAAUGGGAGGAUAAGAUCUUGGAGAUGCAGGGAAUUUUGGAUGCUAUGUUGAAGUGUCAGUGCGCUUGGCUCUAUCUGGAGCCCAUCUUCAGCUCGGAGGACAUCAUCGCGCAGAUGCCUGAGGAGGGCCGGAAGUUCAAAAUUGUUGACGCAUGCUGGAGGGACAUUGUUGCAGAAGCGUUAAAGGACACACACGUGUUAGUGAGCACAUCACAGCCCAACAUGCUGGAGCGUCUGGAGGAGUCAAAUGUCUUCCUGGAGGAAAUUCAGCGUGGUCUGAACACCUAUCUGGAGGAAAAAAGGCUCUACUUUCCCAGGUUCUUCUUCCUGUCAAAUGAUGAGCUUUUGGAGAUCCUGUCAGAGACCAAGGAUCCUCAGAGAGUCCAGCCUCACCUGAAGAAGUGCUUUGAGGGAAUCGCUAAGCUGGAGUUCACCUCAGAGCUCGUGAUCACUGGCAUGAUCAGCUCAGAAAAAGAGAUAGUCCCCUUUACACACCCCAUCGACCCUGCUAAGGCCAAGGGCAUGGUUGAGAAGUGGCUCCUGGAGGUAGAGCACACGAUGCUGAGAAGUGUAAAAGAUGUUAUACAAAGUGGGUUAGAGCAGUAUCCUGAGGUCCCCAGGAAGAAGUGGGUGUUGCAGUGGCCUGGUCAGGUAGUGAUCUGUGCCUCCUCCAUUUUUUGGACCAGUGAGGUAUCCAACGCUAUACAGAAUAAUACUCUGCCUGCAUACACAGAGCAGUGUACUGCUCAGAUUGCAGACAUUGUUGAGCUGGUCAGGGGGAAACUCCCAGGAGGAGCUAGACUUACACUGGGAGCUCUAACAGUUAUUGAUGUGCACGCACGUGACGUUGUGGCGAAGCUGGCGAAGGACGGCGUGUCCUCUCUAAAUGACUUCCAGUGGAUCUCACAGCUGAGAUAUUACUGGGAGGGAAGUGAGGUCAUGGUGAGGAUGAUCACCACUGAGGUCAUAUAUGGAUACGAGUACUUGGGGAACUCACUACGACUCGUCAUCACCCCGCUCACAGACCGCUGCUACAGGACACUAAUGGGAGCUCUGAAGCUGAAUCUGGGUGGAGCUCCAGAGGGACCUGCAGGAACAGGAAAAACAGAGACCACCAAAGAUCUGGCCAAGGCUCUGGCCAAACAGUGUGUGGUGUUUAAUUGUUCAGAUGGUCUGGACUAUAAAGCGAUGAGUAAGUUCUUCAAAGGUUUGGCUCAGUCAGGAGCGUGGGCGUGCUUCGAUGAGUUCAACCGUAUUGAGGUGGAGGUGUUAUCAGUAGUGGCUCAGCAGGUGUUGAGUAUCCAACAGGCCAUAAUGAAGAAUCUGCAGAGGUUUAUGUUUGAGGGAACUGAACUCUCACUGAACCCAACCUGCUGUGUGUUCAUCACCAUGAACCCAGGAUACGCCGGCCGAGCAGAGCUGCCUGAUAACCUUAAAGCUCUGUUCCGUACAGUAGCCAUGAUGGUGCCAGAUUACGGACUGAUUGGAGAAAUAUCACUCUACUCUAUGGGCUUUAUUCAGUCCCGCAGCCUGGCACAGAAGAUCGUAGCGACAUAUCGCCUAUGUUCAGAACAGCUGUCCUCACAGCACCACUAUGAUUAUGGCAUGAGAGCCGUCAAAUCAGUCCUGACUGCAGCAGGGAACCUGAAACUAAAGUUCCCAGAGGAGAAUGAGAGCGUGCUGCUGCUCAGAGCACUGAUGGAUGUCAACAUGGCUAAAUUCCUCGCCCAGGACGUCCCUCUCUUCCAGGGUAUUAUAUCAGAUCUCUUUCCCAGCGUGGUUUUGCCUAAGCCUGAUUAUGGGUUAUUGCUAAAAGCUCUGGAUGAAAACAUCAGGAAUCUCAAACUGCAGCCUGUUCCCUGGUUCAUCGGCAAGAUCAUACAGGUGUACGAGAUGAUGCUGGUGAGACAUGGCUUUAUGGUUGUUGGUGAGCCACUUGGGGGGAAAACCUCUGCAUAUAAAGCUUUAGCAGGAGCUCUGGGGAGCAUGUAUGAGGAGGGUCUAGGUGAGGAGUGUGCAGUAGAUUUCCGCAUCAUUAACCCCAAGUCCAUCACCAUGGGUCAGCUGUAUGGCUGUUUUGAUCCAGUGAGUCACGAGUGGACGGACGGCGUCUUGGCCACGACGUUCCGCGAGCAGGCGCAGUCGACAAGCGAAAGCCGCCAUUGGAUUGUGUUUGAUGGGCCAGUCGAUGCCGUGUGGAUCGAAAACAUGAACACUGUACUUGAUGACAACAAAAAGUUGUGUUUAAUGAGCGGUGAGAUUAUCCAGAUGAGUCCUAAGAUGAGUCUGAUCUUUGAGCCAGCUGACCUGGAGCAGGCCUCACCAGCUACUGUCAGCAGGUGCGGUAUGAUCUAUAUGGAACCGCAUCAGCUAGGCUGGACUCCACUCAGAGACUCUUACAUGGACACACUACCUGAAAGCCUGUCACCAGAACACACAGAGUUGAUUGUGGCUCUCUUUGAUUGGUUGGUGCAGCCGUGUCUGGAUUUCAUUUAUCAUAAUUGCCGUUUCCUGGUGCAAACUUCACCCAUCCACCUUGCCUACAGUCUUAUGCGCCUGUAUUCCUGUCUGCUCGAUGAGAUUGCAGCAACACAAGAGGCGGCAGAGCCGAUGUCCAGCCAGCAGAUAACCAUGUGGCUGCAGGGCCUGUUCCUAUUCGCUGUGGUUUGGACAGUGGGUGGGACAAUAAACGGUGACAGCAGAAAGAAGUUUGAUGUCUUUUACAGGAAUCUGCUCACGGGAACGAUGGAUGAGUAUCCGAGACCCAAGAGUGUCAAACUUACUAAAAACAGCAUAUUCCCAGAGAGAGGUUUGGUGUAUGAUUAUUAUUUCCAUAAGCAUGGACCUGGACAGUGGAACAUGUGGACUGACUCCAUCAGUAAAGAAGAGAGCACCAUACCAGCUGGAGCAAAUGUGUCUGACCUCAUCAUUCCCACCACUGAGACAUCACGUCAGUUCUUCUUCCUGAGGACGUACCUGUCUCACCAGGUGCCCAUGCUGUUUGUGGGUCCUACAGGAACUGGCAAAUCCAUCAUCAACUCUAACUUCCUGAUGUCUCUGCCUAAAGAGAAAUACGUACCCAAUUGCCUCAACUUCUCUGCCCGCACUUCUGCCAACCAGGUGCAAGACAUCAUCAUGGCCAAGCUGGACCGACGCCGGAAAGGUGUGUUUGGACCACCGAUGGGAAAGAAUUGUAUCAUCUAUGUGGAUGACCUGAACAUGCCUGCGAAGGAGGUUUACGGAGCUCAGCCCCCCAUCGAGCUGCUGCGGCAGUGGAUUGAUCAUCAGCACUGGUACGACAGGAAGGACACGUCCAGACUGGACAUCGUAGAUGUGCUGUUUAUGUCUGCCAUGGGGCCCCCUGGUGGAGGGAGGAAUGACAUCACAGGUCGUUUCACACGCCACCUGAACAUUGUCUCCAUCGACUCAUUUGAUGAAGAGACGCUCAGUAAGAUCUUCUCCUCCAUUACUGACUGGCACUUCAGCACAGGAUUUGAUGCGUCCUUCUACAGGCUGGGGAAGAUCCUAGUUCAGGCCACCAUGGCAGUGUAUAAAGAUGCGAUGGAGAAUUUCCUGCCCACUCCAACUAAAUCUCACUACAUAUUCAACCUUAGAGACUUUGCCAGGGUUGUCAAAGGAGUGCUGUUGUGCCCACACACACACAUGCAGGAAGGUGACAAACUGAUCAGAUUGUGGAUUCAUGAGAUUUACCGCGUCUUCUACGAUCGUCUGAUCGACAGCGAGGACAGAACUACGUUCUUCAACAUUGUUCGAGAGAGAACAUCAGCCUACUUCAAACAGACCCUGGAUAAGCUCCUGUGCCAUCUCUCUCCGAGUGGUAAGGUGUCAGAUGACCACAUUAGAUCCCUCUUUUUUGGUGACUAUGCCACUCCGGAUUUGGAUGCAAACAGAACCUAUGAUGAGAUCCGAGACCUUAACUCACUCACCAAAGUCAUGGAGCAUCACCUGCAGGAGUUUAACAACAUGAGCACAGCCCCAAUGAGCCUUGUUAUGUUUCAGUUUGCCAUCGAGCACAUCUCCCGUAUCAGCCGUGUGCUGAAGCAGGACAACGGCCACUUGCUCCUCGUGGGCAUCGGAGGAUCCGGACGCAGCAGCGCCGCCAAACUUGCCACCUUCAUCAGCCAGUAUGAGCUCUUCCAAAUCGAGCUCACAAAGACCUAUGGUGCGUCUGAGUGGAGGGACGACCUGAAGCGCGUGAUGAUCAAGGCCGGGUUGGAGGGGAAAAAGACCACUUUCCUUUUAGGGGAUGGACAGAUGAAGGAUGAGAUGUUUGUGGAGGACGUGAACACGCUUCUGAACACCGGAGAUGUGCCCAACAUGUUCGCACAGGACGAGCGCGCUGAAAUCGUGGAGAAAAUGCAGACUGUCGCCAAGAACGAGGGGAAAAAAAUCGACGCCACGCCACUCUCUAUGUACAACUACUUUAUUGAUAGAGUCAAAGGGAACCUGCAUAUUGUUCUGGCGAUGAGUCCAAUUGGUGACGCAUUUCGGAACCGUCUGCGCAUGUUCCCGUCUCUGAUUAACUGCUGUACGAUCGACUGGUUCCAGGCGUGGCCUACAGAUGCACUGGAGAUGGUUGCUAACAAAUUCCUGGAAGAUGUGGAGCUGGAGACUCACAUUAGGAUAGAGGUGGUGGAAAUGUGUAAAACAUUCCAGGAAAAUGUGCAGAAGCUCUCCGAACAAUAUUACUCACAGCUGCGCAGGCAUAAUUAUGUCACCCCCACAUCCUACUUGGAGCUGAUCCUCACCUUUAAGACACUUCUGAAGGCAAAACGCAACGAGGUGGACACUGUCAGGAACCGCUACCUGAUUGGCCUGGAGAAACUCGACUUUGCCACCUCACAGGUAGCAGUGAUGCAGCAGGAGCUGACUGCUCUUCAGCCCGAGCUGAUCAAAACCUCGGCUGAGACAAAUGAGAUGAUGGUGAAGAUCGAGAAGGAGACGGUGGAGGUGGAUGCAAAGAAAGAGCUCGUAGCUGCAGAUGAGAAAGUAGCUAAUGAGGCUGCUGCAGCUGCCAAAGCCAUUAAGGAUGAGUGUGAAGGAGACCUUGCAGAGGCGAUGCCAGCAUUAGAAGCAGCUCUUUCAGCUCUGGACACACUGAAACCUGCUGACAUCACAGUGGUGAAGUCCAUGCAGAACCCUCCUGGUGCUGUUAAACUUGUCAUGGAGUCCAUCUGUGUAAUGAAGGGCAUCAAACCGGAGAGGAAACCUGAUGCUGGUGGCUCUGGUAAAAUGAUCGAGGAUUAUUGGGGUCCAUCUAAGAAGUUGCUGGGAGACAUGAAGUUCCUGGAAAACCUCAAAGCCUUUGAUAAAGACAACAUCCCAGCUGCCAACAUCAAGAAGAUCCGUGAGAAGUUUAUUGACAAUCCUGAUUUUCAACCUGCACUGAUUAAAAAUGUAUCAUCUGCCUGUGAGGGUUUGUGCAAGUGGGUCCGGGCCAUGGAAGUGUAUGAACGAGUGGCCAAAGUGGUGGCCCCAAAGAAAGCGAGGCUCUGCCAGGCAGAGGAGGAGUUGGCAGUUCAAAUGAAGACUCUUGCAGUGAAACGUAGUGAACUGAAAGCCGUUGAGGACCGUUUGAGCUCCUUGAAUGACACGUUUGCUGGGAUGAUGCAGAAGAAAAAGGACCUGGAAGACAACAUCGAGCUCUGCUCACAGAAACUGAUACGGGCUGAGAAGCUGAUCUGUGGACUGGGAGGUGAAAAGGACAGGUGGACCGAAGCAGCACAUUUCUUGGGAAUCAGAUACACCAACCUAACCGGGGAUGUGCUUCUUUCUUCAGCCAUAGUGUCAUACCUGGGGGCUUUUACAGUAGAUUACCGUGUGAAAUGCCAGGAGGAAUGGCAUCAAAUUUGUAUAAAAAAAAAAGUACCAUGUUCUGAAGACUUCACACUUAGCAACACUCUUGGCAAUCAAGUUCUGAUACGGGCAUGGCGGAUUGCUGGGUUACCCGUAGACGCUUUCUCCACAGACAAUGGCAUCAUUGUGUCAAAUUCCCGCCGCUGGCCACUCAUGAUAGACCCUCAGGGACAGGCCAACAAGUGGAUCAAAAACAUGGAGAAGACCAACAAGCUGGCCAUCAUCAAACUCUCAGAUGGUAACUAUGUGCGAAUCUUAGAAACUGCUAUCCAAUUUGGAACCCCAGUCCUCCUGGAGAACGUGGGUGAGGAGCUGGAUGCUGUGCUAGAUCCAGUUCUUCUGAGGCAGACAUUCAAGCAGCAAGGUGUAGAAUACCUGAAGCUGGGUGAGAACAUCAUAGAAUAUUCCCAUGACUUCCGGUUCUAUAUAACCACUGGGUUGAGGAACCCACAUUACCUGCCUGAAGUGGCCGUGAAGGUGUGUUUGCUGAAUUUUAUGAUUACACCUCUCGGGUUGCAAGACCAGCUUCUUGGCAUUGUUGCUGCUAAAGAGAAACCAGAAUUGUCUGAAAAGAAAAACCAACUCAUCCUUGAGAGUGCAGCCAACAGCAAGAAACUUAAAGAGAUUGAGGACAAGAUACUGGAGGUUCUCUCGUCAUCUGAGGGGAACAUCCUGGAAGAUGAGACAGCUAUCGAGGUGCUGUCUUCCUCCAAGAUCCUGUCAGAGGAGAUCUCAGAGAAGCAGAAGAUUGCAAGUGAAACUGAGCUGGAGAUUGACCAGACACGGAUGGGAUAUCGCCCUGUGGCUGAGCACUCAGCCAUCCUGUUCUUCUGCAUCUCUGACCUGGCCAAUAUUGAGCCAAUGUACCAAUACUCGCUCACAUGGUUUAUCAACCUCUAUCUUCAGUCCAUCAUUCAGAGUACACCAAGUGAAGACUUAACUACUCGAAUUAAUAACAUCCUUGAGCACUUCACUGUGAGCAUCUACAACAACGUCUGCCGCUCGCUCUUUGAGAAGGACAAGCUGCUCUUUGCACUGCUCCUCACUGUUGGAAUCAUGCAUGGCAAAGGUGAAAUCAAUGACCUCAUCUGGCGCUUCCUGCUCACCGGUGGUGUUGCACUUGACAACCCACACCCAAACCCCGCCCCUGAGUGGCUGUCGGACAAGGCAUGGUCAGAGGUGGUUCGAGCAUCAAAGCUCCCAGGGCUUGAAGGUCUCUUUGAAGAUGUGCGUGAAAACGUGGCUGAGUGGAAGCGUGUUUACGACUCAAGCCGGCCACAUGAGGAGCACUUCCCGGGAAAAUGGCACACCCUAGGGGGCAUGAAGCGUAUGACAGUGUUGCGCUGCUUCCGCCCCGAUAAACUAGUUCCUGCUGUGCAGCAAUUCAUUGUGGAGAAUAUGGGAAGAACCUACAUCGAACCACCAACUUUCGACUUGGCAAAAAGCUACAGUGACUCCAACUGCUGCUCACCACUAAUUUUUAUACUCUCAGCAGGGACAGAUCCCACUGCAGUAUUGUUAAAGUUUGCUGAAGAUGUGGAUAUGGGGGGCAGUAAGACCCAGGCUGUGUCCCUUGGUCAGGGACAGGGCCCUGUCGCUGCUAGCAUCAUCAACUCUGCUCUUAGCAACGGAACAUGGGUUGUGCUACAAAACUGUCACCUUGCAACGAGCUGGAUGCCAACAUUGGAGAAAAUCUGUGAGGAGGUGAUCACACCUGAGAACACACACCCUGAUUUCAGGCUGUGGUUGACCAGUUACCCAUGUGAGUUGUUCCCGGUCAGUAUCCUGCAGAAUGGAGUGAAGAUGACUAACGAGCCUCCUAAAGGACUGAGAGCCAAUCUGCUGCGCUCCUACAUCUCUGACCCAGUGUGUGACCCUACCUUCUUCGACAGCUCCACCCAACCACACGCAUGGAGGAAACUGCUGUUUGGUCUCUGCUUUUUCCAUGCUCUCGUCCAGGAGAGGAGAUCCUAUGGCCCGCUAGGCUGGAACAUCCCAUAUGAGUUUAAUGAGUCUGACCUGAGGAUCAGCAUGCGUCAGGUUCAGAUGUUCCUGGAUGAGUAUGAGGAGAUUCCUCUCGAGGCACUGACUUACCUGACUGGUGAGUGUAAUUAUGGUGGUAGGGUGACUGAUGAUAAAGAUCGGAGGCUUCUGCUCUCACUGCUCUCCACCUUUUACUGCUCUGAGCUCAUUCAGCAGGACAAAUACAGACUGUGUGAGGGAGACCUGUACUAUGUACCACCACAUGGACCAUAUCAGAGUUACAUCGACUACACCCGCAGCCUGCCAAUCACAGCUGAGCCUGGGGUCUUCGGUCUCCACAGCAACGCUGACAUCACCAAAGACAACCAGGAGACCAAUCAGCUGUUAAAUGGAGUGUUACUCACCCUGCCCAGGCAAACAGGGGGAGGAGCCAAAUCUCCUCAGGAAGUGGUAGAUGAGUUGGCAGCAGACAUUAUGUCAAAGUUACCACUAGAUUUCAACACUGAGAAGGUGAUGGCUAAAUAUCCAGUGAUGUACGAGGAGUCAAUGAACACGGUACUACGGCAGGAGAUCAUUCGCUUUAACAGGUUGACGGAGGUGGUUCGCAGCAGCUUGGUCAAUAUCCAGAAGGCUCUAAAGGGGCAGGUGGUUAUGUCUGCAGAGCUGGAGAACGUAUUUAACAGCAUGCUGGUUGGGAAAGUUCCAGCCAUGUGGGCUGCUAAGUCUUACCCUUCACUCAAACCUCUCGGCAGCUAUGUCUCUGACCUGCUGUCCAGACUCCACUUCCUUCAGGAUUGGAUAGAUAACGGACCCCCAACUGUGUUCUGGCUCUCUGGAUUCUACUUCACACAGUCCUUCCUCACUGGAGUGUCUCAGAAUUUUGCACGCAAAUACACCAUCCCCAUUGACUACAUCGGCUUUGAGUUUGAGGUGUGUGGUCAAGAGGAGGAGAUGGAGGUGAAGCCUGAGGACGGGGCGUAUGUUCGUGGUUUAUUCCUGGAGGGAGCUCGGUGGGAUCGGGAACGGAUGGUCAUCGGAGAAUCUCUUCCCAAAAUCCUCUUUAACUCACUGCCCAUCAUCUGGCUGAAGCCUGGUGAGAGCAGCAAAUUCCUGCACGAAAAUGUGUAUGUGUGUCCCGUGUACAAGACGAGUGCAAGGCGAGGCACACUGUCCACCACGGGCCACUCCACCAACUACGUCAUGCCCAUCGAGCUGCCCUCUGACCAGCCACAGAAACACUGGAUCAACCGCGGAGUGGCUGCUCUUUGUCAGCUGGACGACUGAGUACACACAUACACACACACACACAUACACACAUACACACACACACAUACACACAUACACACACACACACACACACACUCACACACACUUCAGUAACAUGUCACAGUGUUGUGAAUAAUAAACACAUGUAAAUCUU
This is a messenger RNA of Tachysurus vachellii, 12844 nucleotides long. It is a transcript of the gene dnah3, whose product is annotated as dynein axonemal heavy chain 3. Bases 1 to 12708 code for a protein of 4235 amino acids. Gene Ontology annotation, biological process: microtubule-based movement. Gene Ontology annotation, cellular component: dynein complex. NCBI's taxonomy places the organism in Eukaryota, Metazoa, Chordata, Actinopteri, Siluriformes, Bagridae. Gene Ontology annotation, molecular function: dynein light intermediate chain binding; ATP binding; minus-end-directed microtubule motor activity. The record is from RefSeq and is a predicted model, not a curated record. The transcript is spliced from 64 exons.